ACACCUGGAAUGGUAACAUACUGCUGUGUCGAAACGCGAUGGGCGGAGCUGCUGGACCAGGGGUAUAUAUAAUCCAACAGAACAGUCUACCUUCAGUUACGCUGUCAGCAUGAAGCUCUUAUUGUGUCUCUCCCUCUGCCUGGCUCUCUGCUUCGUUGGCGUGACAGGGCUCAGGUGCAUUCAAGACGUAGGAUGCACACCCGAGGAGCAGGCUGGUCUGAACUGCCGGUUUGGAUAUUUGCCGGACCGCUGCAAUAGGUGUAGAUGCGCGAAGGGGCUUGGCGAGGUGUGCGGCGGGCCGUGGGAGAGCUCGGGCAUGUGCGCCACAGGUCUCGUCUGCAAUAAGGACCCCGAGGACUUCAACGCUGACGGCACGUGUCGCGCGAUCAAAUCUGUUGAGAUUAGAGAAUGAAUUUUAUAAAUCGUCAGCAGUG
Messenger RNA from Penaeus chinensis, 434 nucleotides. RefSeq names its product venom protein 302-like. The transcript has 3 exons. The record is from RefSeq and is a predicted model, not a curated record. The coding region runs from base 110 to 412 and encodes 100 amino acids. NCBI's taxonomy places the organism in Eukaryota, Metazoa, Arthropoda, Malacostraca, Decapoda, Penaeidae.